Molecule: messenger RNA, 3260 nt
Organism: Pungitius pungitius (ninespine stickleback)
Lineage: Eukaryota; Metazoa; Chordata; Actinopteri; Perciformes; Gasterosteidae
Gene: rgs20
Product: regulator of G protein signaling 20
Exons: 5
Coding region: 1030-1884 (284 amino acids)
Source: RefSeq, a predicted model, not a curated record
AGACACAUUUUGAGUACUUUAAAUUGACUGUGCCUACUUUCCACCAUCACCUGUAACAAAUGAACUUUAUGCAUGUUUUUAUAAAGGUUGGGGAAUUAUUAUGUUUUUUUGGGUCUAAAAUAUUGCCAAUAUCACUAAUCAUAUAUAUUGCAAUAAUAGUUAUAAUAAUAAUAGCUAUUAUUAAAAUGAUUAUAAACAGUUAAUGUCCAUAUAGACAAAUUACUUGAUAGAAACACAAGAAACUAAUUCAUGUACUGAAUUUAAAAUGACCACGUAUAAGUUCUGUGUAGUUGACUAACUGCUUGUCAAUAUAAUAUUUCAUUAAACUUCAGUCAAUCCAAGACAAUAAGCGACAUUAUCAGCGAGGUGGGACCCCCAAUUGUGCCUGUGGGAAGAUGACCGAGAACUGAAGUCCGUGGAUAUCUCAUAGUGAAGAGCUCUGAUCGGUGUUCAUCCUUGUGACUGCAAUGUGCAACGUGACCAAGCGCGUCGCCAGAAACGUCAGUGCCACAGAGUGCACAUAUCAAUGGUGCAUCGCGUCCAUAUGUUUCCCCCCAUUGCCAAUGUGUUUUAAUCCAGUCUAUAGCAUGGGAGAUUUUAUCAAGGAGCGCAUACAAUCACAAAUGAAUCCACGUCUGUCACACAUCCUUUCUCUCUCCAUCUCACUCAGACGCUAAGACCUCCUGGCUUAAUCGGGCCUAAGCCGGUGAGACGCAGUAAAGCACAGAGGAAUCAGGAUUGCAUCCAGUGGGGACAUUGUCCUAAUCCCCUUCUGCCCUCUCCUUUGUAAACACUCUUCUCUCGGUCAGGGUCACUGAUGCUUCUUUCGCCUCUCACUCUCUCUCUCUCUCUCCCUCCGUCUCCCUCUUUCUCUCUCUCUCUAUCUCUCUCUCUCUCUCUUCCUCACACAAUGGGCUUCAGAACAGGCGUCGAAACAACAUAGUGCAAAAGGAGCAACAAGAGUGGAUUUGUUGUGAUGCCUGAAAGACUCGAGCCUCCCGUGGCGAGUGAGUCCUCGUGGUUCGGAGCAUGACAUGUGGUAGAGAGGCGAGGCACUGGGAGAUCAGGCCCACGUCUGCUCUGCGGUGGAUCAGACAGACCAGGGCCCAGAUGUGGCGGCGGAUCCGGGGACUUGUCCGGGCCUUCCGGCGUCGUGUUGGAUACCCAGUGACCUACAAUGACCCAGUCCCAGAGGAACAGGAGAUGGUGUGCCUUGAGCCCAUGGGAUCAGAGCGGAUGGAGAUGCGAAAGAGGCAGAUGUCGGUGCAGCAGGAGUCGGCAGCGGGGGGAGCGGCACCGGCCCAGCAGGGCCAGCCGGGCCAGGCCAACCCACGGGGCUCAAAUGCAUGUUGCUUCUGCUGGUGCUGCUGCUGUAGCUGCUCCUGGAAUGAAGACCGGGAUGAAAGGAACCGAAAGGCUUCUUAUGACGUCAAGGAGGAGACCUCAGACUGUGAAGACUGCCCGAAGCCCACGCUGGAGGAGGUGCGCACGUGGGGGCAGUCGUUUGACAAGCUAAUGUGUUGCCCGGCGGGGAGGAACGCCUUCCGGCAAUUUCUUCGCACCGAGUUCAGCGAGGAGAACAUGCUCUUCUGGUUGGCCUGCGAGGAGUUCAGCAAAGACGCCAAUAAGACUCCGGUAGAGGAGAGGGCUCGCGUCAUCUACGAGGACUACAUCUCCAUUCUCUCGCCUAAAGAGGUGAGCCUCGACUCCCGCGUGCGCGAGACCAUCAACAGGAACAUGCAGGAGCCCAACUUGCAGACGUUCGAAGACGCCCAGCUGCAGAUCUACACGCUAAUGCAAAGAGACUCAUAUCCCCGCUACAUGAACUCCGCAGCCUACAAAAACCUGCUCAACACUCUGUCAGAGCAGUCCCCCGAAUCUUAGGGUGGUGAUGACCUGUGAUAUACAAUAACUGUCUUUACCCCCCCCCCCCCACCUCCCCCCUCCCCAAUCCCCCAUCUUUAUUCCCUUUUUUUUAAAAAUAUUCUUUGUAUGUUCAGUGUAGGGGUUACAUGAACCCCGGCCUCGGGCCUGGCGUCUCCCAGGGAUUUCAGUGCUAUCGUGAUCUGCACCCGACCCGAAGACACUCAGGUCUCAAAACCCCCGAGGGCUCGACAUCACAAGUACUGCUACAGGUCAACAUAGCAAAACACUCCAAAGGAAUAUGAAUACAAUUGGUUUCUGUUUUAAUUUUUCCUUCUUUUGAUAGAAAUAAUCUAUUUUAUUUGUGUUCAGAGUUUUUUAUGGUCCGUCGUUUUUUUUGUAUGAUUGUUUGGGGGGGGAAAUGAUUCCUAUUGUAGACUAUAUAUAUACAUAUAUAUAUAUAUUUAUGAGUUUGUAAAUAGUAAAAAUGGAAUUGUGGGUAUUUUAUGUAGAAACGCCUGGUUCUAUUUACUGCGUAUGAAAAUCAAAGCUCGAGUCGAAGGCUACGCGUUAGCUCUACUUGCAGGCAGCUUUGUGGGGUACUGUAUGAUUUGACCUUGGUUUUUACCCCGUUUUGUUUUCUAACCUCACACUUCGGUACCUGUGACAGUGACUUGGCAACUCCAGUUUGUGUAAAAGAUGUGUGUGAUUGAGAGAGUGUGGCUAUCAGGGAAGUUAGAGAACGUGACGAUGGCUUUAAUCAAUUAUAAAAGGGAAUUUCUACAUUCUAUACUCAGUCUUCACCAUAGAAGAUGGGGAAGAUGUAUUUAAGAUCGAUUUUUGUAUUCAAGCUUCACUCAAUGCAACAGUGUGACAUAAGAACCCAAGUAAUUCUAUUAUAUUUAAGAGAUACACUAUUAUUUAUUGAUAUCUAUUGCCAAUCCAACAUGUUCAAAGGUAUAUUUAAGUUCUUUUUUGGAAUCAUUGACCUAAAAUGUAGAAAUGUAGGUAUAUUUUAUGGGUUUGUACUUUUCCUGAUAAUAAUUAAUAAGAAGUUUAUUUCAGAAUGUCUCUAUUUCAACCAAAUUCGUUUUUACCUCUCUAUGUUAGUUUCAAUGUAAAGCUUUAUCCAGAGGCUGGAUAGCUUAGCCUAGCUCAGCAGAAAGACUCCGUCCAAAGUUAACUGAAUAUUCCGUUUGUUUUCAUCCAAGAAAGCUGUUUUUUAAUCAAAUAAACGCUGGUAUCCACUUCAUCGAUUUUUACCAAUAACUAGAACAUUAAAACAAAUGAUGUGGUAAUCACGUGGGACAUUCUUUUGAAUGACUCUUAACAUUGCAGAAUGCUAAAUUGAAGUGUCUGAGGUUGACAUUUUUUGACCUCUCACCUUGCAGGUUUUU